Heterobilharzia americana is the source of this 978-nucleotide messenger RNA. NCBI's taxonomy places the organism in Eukaryota, Metazoa, Platyhelminthes, Trematoda, Strigeidida, Schistosomatidae. The record is from the annotation of a GenBank genome assembly.
AUGCAUCCUGAACAAUCUUGUGGUAUGCCGAUGUUAAAUGAUAUUUUACUACCUUGGAACCACAAAGAACAGCCAAGCAAUCUAUUUCUAUCUUUCAAGAAUUCGGAUGGUUGUAUUGUCCAUGUACCAGUUACCACUUCGAAUAUCAAUAGUUUGAGAAAUAGCGCUGACUCACUGAUUAUAUCUGAACUCAAUAAACAAAUGAAAGAAAAACUUGAAACUGGAAGUAAAGAAUGUGGUCCGUUUCUACUUCCUGGGUCAACUUUUUUCCUAGACAGUAAUCCUCGUCCUCGUAGGAAAGCCACUAUUUCACAUCAAUCCAAUAGUGUUAGUUAUUUUAAGAAAGAAAAUUCACGAAGAAAUAAUGAUACCUACAACAACCUCAGGGACUCAGUGACUGCAAACAGUGGACUUCUUGAUGUGACUGAAUUGGAAAAAAUCUCCAGUGCAUUUGUAAAUAGACGGAUAGAAAUGAAUCUUUCACAAACUGAUGUUGCCAUUUCAUUGGGAAAACUCUAUGGAGUACAUCGUAGUAUAUCUGUGAUUUCAAGAUUUGAAAGAAUGAAUUUAAGCCUAAGCAAUUAUUUGAAAUUUUAUCCAGUUCUGUUAAGAUGGUUAAAAGAUAGUGAGACUGCUGAAGGUCGAGAUACAAUUAUUCGGGCUAUUGUCGACUCUAGGAACAAUAUUGAUAAUAAUGAUAAUAAAUCACCAGUUAAAGAGAGUAAUUCUCAGGUGAAAGAUCCAAUUUCAUUCAAUUUUCCAAAAAGACACCAGAGAACAGUACUAUCUGAUUCUGUAAAAUGUGAACUGGAAAAAGCUUAUCAACAGAAAACAUGUAUGAACAAAUAUGAUUUUAAAGAAUUGGCUAUGAAACUGAAUAUUGAUAAAAAAACUAUUCAAGUUUGGUUCUACAAUCGUCGUAAUCGUAAUAUAUUAGUCAAUCGAAAAAGAAAAUUGAUAAAACCGAGACAAAGAUAA